CUUGGUUGCUUUAAGGAAUUUUUCAAAUAUUUCUUUUUCUCCCAACAAAAGAAAGUCUUGUCAGCCAACGAAGACCACGAAGCGCUCGGUUGCCGGCUCAGGCUCCGUCUCUGUCUCCGCCACUUCUCUUUCUCUCUUCUCGCACCAUAACAAAGAAACCAAAGUCAAGCUCUCGCGGGGGAACACUCGUGAUCUCUUCAUUUCCUAGGGCCGAUUGAGAUCAUCCGUCUGGGUGGGUUGAGAAAAUGAAUAAUCAGGAUUAUAAUCAAAUGGACGAGAACUCAGCCUCAAGAGGGAAUUUCCUGUAUUCAUCGGCAAAUAUGGGAGCUAAUAGUAACUACGGGAGAGGAAAUCAUGAUCAUCAGUUGUCGGUCAACAGCUUUCACCUUCAGUCAACCACCGCUGGAGGUGGAGGAGAUCACUGUAGUAGUGCUUUUCAGUCCAGUACUACUGGGGGCCCUAAUCAUCAUCAUCAUCAUCAUCAUCAUCACCAUCUCCCCAUAGUGAAGACUGAAGCUAGCACUUCUCACCAUCAACAUGUUCAGAAAUUUCACUACGAUCCUAAUCUAAUGACUCGGGACCAUCAUCAGACGGUUCAGCAAGUUCACGAUCAUCAUCAGUUGCCAGAAAACCAGGAUGAUCAACCUCACCGCUCUAAUAAGGAAGUUGAGACCAUUAAAGCCAAGAUCAUAGCUCACCCUCAGUACUCCAAUCUCUUGGAAGCUUACAUGGAUUGUCAAAAGGUGGGUGCUCCGCCUGAAGUGGUGGCUCGGCUCGGAGCUGCUCGUCAGGAUUUUGAGUCGCGGCAGCGAUCUCUAGUUAGCUCUAGAGAGACUUCAAAAGACCCAGAACUCGAUCAGUUUAUGGAAGCUUACUACGAUUUGUUGGUAAAGUAUCGGGACGAACUGACUAGGCCCAUUCAAGAAGCUAUGGAUUUCAUGCGACGGAUCGAAACUCAGCUUAACAUGCUCAACAAUGGUGGUCCUGUACGGAUCUUCACUUCCGAUCAUGACAAAUGCGAAGGGGUGGGUUCGUCGGAGGAGGAUCAGGACAACAGCGGAGGAGAAACGGAAGUACCAGAAAUAGACCCACGUGCUGAAGACAGAGAGCUAAAGAACCACCUGUUGAGGAAAUACAGUGGUUACUUGAGUGGGCUUAAGCAAGAGCUUUCCAAGAAAAAGAAAAAAGGCAAAUUGCCCAAAGAUGCUAGACAGAAGCUUCUCAAUUGGUGGGAGUUACACUACAAGUGGCCAUAUCCUUCGGAGACAGAGAAGGUGGCUUUGGCGGAGUCAACCGGUUUGGAUCAGAAACAAAUAAAUAAUUGGUUCAUAAAUCAAAGGAAGCGACACUGGAAGCCUUCCGAAGACAUGCAGUUCAUGGUUAUGGAUGGUCUGCAUCCACAAAACGCCGCUCUCUACAUGGAUGGUCACUACAUGGGCGAUGGUCAUUACCGUCUUGGGCCAUAGUAUAACGUAUUGCCUUUUCUUCUUCUUCUUCUUCUUUUCAUCUUCUUCUUCUAAUAAUAAUAAUAAUAAUAAUAAUAAUAAUUAUAAUUAUAAUUAUAUAUAUAUUUAUAUAAUAUGAUCAAGAAUUAUAUAGCUGGCUAGCUUGAAAAAUUAAGCUGAGUUAGUUAAUUAUUUAAUAUUUCUUCUUAAGGCAUAUAUAGUUGAACUUAACUUCCAAGUUAUAGUCUUUUGUGAUUUUAAGUAGUGAAGUUGUGAAAUGUUCUAUAUUACAAUAUGAUUUUUUUUUCGUUCUGUUAUUUAUCAAUUAUUUCGUGUUGGUG
Molecule: messenger RNA, 1786 nt
Organism: Humulus lupulus (European hop)
Lineage: Eukaryota; Viridiplantae; Streptophyta; Magnoliopsida; Rosales; Cannabaceae
Product: homeobox protein knotted-1-like 2
Exons: 7
Coding region: 246-1466 (406 amino acids)
Biological process (GO): regulation of DNA-templated transcription
Cellular component (GO): nucleus
Molecular function (GO): DNA binding; DNA-binding transcription factor activity, RNA polymerase II-specific
Source: RefSeq, a predicted model, not a curated record